Molecule: messenger RNA, 1412 nt
Organism: Neolamprologus brichardi
Lineage: Eukaryota; Metazoa; Chordata; Actinopteri; Cichliformes; Cichlidae
Source: RefSeq, a predicted model, not a curated record
CGCACGUUACAGUACUCCCUCAUUUUCUCACCCGUCUCUGUUUAUAUUUCCCUCCAGCCAAGUGAUUUACUCCAGGUGAAUUUUCAGCUGACAGCAGGACAAACAGGACGACAUUAUCACCUCCACUUUUAUCCGCUGGACUCUCUUAAAGGUUUGAAGAGAUGUCAUCUGUUUGGCAUCAGGAGCCGUCAUGUUAUUCGCCCUGUGUAGAAAUCGACUCCAGCUCCGUGAGGACCAAAGAGCGCCUCAGCUCUCCUGCCUGGCUAAAGCAGGAGCAAGACGACCUUCGUAUCAUUAAGUGGGAGAAUUUUCAAACGGGAGCAUCAGCAGAUGCUGUUCAGGACAACACACCCAGCAGUGCCAUGUCUGCUGCUUCCCAAGUAGAGGGUCUUCCCCCGAGGGUGCUGCUGACCAUCACCAAGCUGCAGUGCAUGCUGGAGAGCAAACAAGAACGCAUCGCUGCUCUCGAGAGGCAGGUGGAGGAUUUGAUGCAAGACCGCAAGUUCCUGAGAAGCCAGAUUGAAAACCUCACAAGUAACCGCUCCAUGCCAGCGUUUGCUGCCCCCAGUCCUGUGACUGAAACCACCGGAGUCCAGUACGUCAUUCACCGCUACAAACAAGUCCUGUCCGCUUUCAUCAAGAAGAAAAGCAUGAGCGAAGCGUUCCGCCAUCUCGGAAUCGACCGGAACACCAUCGCCAACACGGCGUCAAUUGCCGAGCUCCACCUGGCGGGUAAAGACAUGGUCUCCUUGGUUGGCAAUUUUCGGCAAGGGGAAGAGACUCUAGUGAGCUACGCCCAAAGGUGCACUUUGGUCAUUGACAGCGACGCCGACCUGUCCAGGAAAAUAGACCAGAUGAAAGCCAACGGCGAGCUUCUGCCCAUCUCAGGGAAAAGGUCAAGGUUGUUGCAUUCUCACCUGCCGCAGCUAGGUGGUCCUGCAGAGAGCAUUUUAAUAGGUUGACGGUUGGUGUGAUAAUAUAUUGAGAUGGUGCAUAAUGCCUUCACAAAAUUCUGUUCUUUGUUUGUUUGUUUCAAAAUGAACUGCUGGAUUUGAAUGACUUGCUCAGCAUUGUUUUUUUUCCCUAUUUCUUUAUGCUUGAUGCCUCAAUGGCUCAGGAAUGUUUUUAAUAUUCUCAUUUAUAAUGAAAAAUGUCGGCACCUGCUUUUUAUUGAUGCAAAUAUUUUUUCCUUAUGUAGUAUUGGAAACGGCCACAAGAUGGCAGUGCUCACAUGCUAAAUUAUGUUUACAGCUUAUGGCGCUUGUCAUUUACUUCAAAAUGGUGGCUGGUCAAUUUCCAUUUUCAAGCCUUUUAAAGAUGUAAAAAAAUAUGUUUCAUUAUGUAGAGUUUCAUAUACUGCAAGUGAUAUAAAAGCUGCCUUUAAAGAAGGAAUUAAAACACUACAGAUUUCA